AUGCCUCCCCGCAAAAAGGUCGCCGAUGCGACAAUCGAGACCGAGAUCGCAGACGCAGUGCACCGCAUCUACCAUGGCCCGCAGGAGUUAACCGUUAAUAUUGUCCGCGAAGCUGUCGAAAAGAAGUUCAAGCUUGGCGAGGGCUUCCUCAAAGAUGGCGACUGGAAAGCAAAGAGCAAGGAACUUGUCAUGGACACUCUCGCCAAGAUAGAAUCAGGCGAAGCUGAACCAUCUCAAUCCUCAGCUCCCGCGAAACCAAGCCCCAAGAAGUCGAAGACCACCGGGGGCGCCAAACCCAAACCCAAAGCCAAGGCGCCUCCGAAAAAGCGCGCAAAGAAGGCAGCGACACCUUCAGAUGAAGAUGAGGAGUCCGAGCUAAGCGAGCCGGAAGAUAGCAAAGAGGACGAAGAGGAGGAAUUCGACGACGAUGACGAAUCCGAAGAGGAACCGACCAAGAAGCGCAAGGCGACAAAGGCGACGACGGGCAGGAACAAGAGGAAGAGUGUGUCCCACGAUGACGACGACGAAGAUGAAGCCGAAGGCAGCGAGUCCGACGAAAGACCCAAGAAGAGAGCGAAACCUACCGCCAAGGCUGCUGCUGCCAAGGGCAAGGCAACAACCAAGAAGGCCGCCGCCGCUGCGAAGAAGAAGAAGAAGGAAGUUGAAGCAUCCGACGUAGAGUCCCUGCUGAGCGAAAUCGACGAGACAGUAUUGGAGGACGAUGGAAACAAGUCAAGCGAGCUAUCGGACGCCAUGGAUGUCGACACCCCCAAAGAGAAGGACAGCGCAAAAGAUGAGGAGACCGUGGCUGAAGUGAAGGAGACGAGCCCAGGAGCAUCCUCAGAUGACGAGAGCGAGCUUUCCGAAGUCAUCGACGACGAGCCGCCUAAACGGAAAGCCGCAAAACCCAAGAAGGGUGCCGCCUCUAAAGACUCGUCGUCCUUGUCCGAAUCCAAGCCCACCAACGCACCACCCGCCGACAACAAAGACGGUGGCGGUGAAAGUUCCUCCAUGUCCGAAGUUUUUGACGAGCAUCCGAAGCGCGGCGAAAAGAAGGGAAGUGGCAAAGCCAAGGAAAAGGAGCCUGCCAGCAAGGGCCGCGCAAAAUCUAAGUCCGCCUCCGCCGACCUCUCCCCCGACGAGACCCUGAUCAAGCAACUCCAAAGCCAGCUCGUCAAGUGCGGCAUCCGCAAGAUCUGGGCAUUUGAGCUCAAGAAGUACAGCGACGACACCAAAGCCAAGAUCAGGCAUCUUAGGGACAUGCUCAACGAGAUCGGAAUGACGGGACGGUUCUCCGAGUCCAAGGCCAAGGAGAUCAAGAUGCGCAUGGAGUUGGAGAAGGAGUUGGAGGCAGUGAAGGAAGGUGAGCAGAGCUGGGGAUUGGGCGAUGGUGGACGGCCUAGACGCAGGGCGGCGGCUAAGGUGAAGAGCUUGAAGCUUGAGAGUGAUUCUGAGGAUGAAGAGGAGGAUGAUGACGAUGACGAGGGUGGGGAUGGAGACGAGAAGAAGGAGAAGAAGACCAAAAAGAAGAAGGAGAAGGCUGAGAAAAAGGGUGAUGGUGAUGAUGAUGGGGAGGAUGAUGAUGAUGCGGUUGAGGAGGACGACCAAGACGAUGAUGAUGAUGACGAUGACGACUCGGAGGAGGACGAGCCAAAGCCAAAGGUUAGAGGCCCGGCUAAGAAGCACAGAGCGGAUUUCGCUUUCUUGGGUUCUGAGAGCGAGUCUGAUUAA
Messenger RNA from Sordaria macrospora k-hell, 1731 nucleotides. RefSeq lists its product as uncharacterized. NCBI's taxonomy places the organism in Eukaryota, Fungi, Ascomycota, Sordariomycetes, Sordariales, Sordariaceae. Gene Ontology annotation, cellular component: nucleus. The record is from RefSeq and is a predicted model, not a curated record.